AUGGCCAAAUCACCCCAGGUCAAGGACGAUUCAACAGUCGAACACAAUGAUGACCCUGAUCAGCUCUUUGUCGAGGCUAGUGUAGCCGAGGUACGAGCCAUUGAGAAGCGUACAAGAGCCGACAUUGAGACACAGAAACAAGAGUUACGAUCCAUGGUUGGCGAACAGUACCUCGAGCUUAUAUCAGCAGCAGACGCCAUUGUUGCCAUGAAUAAGAACGCCCACGCCGUCCUCGAUAAGCUUGAUAGCAUGCAAACAGCCUGUGACAUCUCCACAAUCAAAAAACGCGCUGAAGCUGUUCGAUCAGAUCAAUACGAGAAAGGACACAAUCAGAAACGACAACAUCUCUUUGCUCUUGCUGCGUUGAUCAAAUCAUUGGCUGAUGUACCUGAACAGAUAUGGCAUGCACUUGAAAACCAUCGAUACCUUCAUGCAGCAAGAUUAUACGCCAUUGCAAAGAGAGUCCAUGACACGGAUAUGGGAUUUGUGGAUGUUCAGGCCGCCUUCCCUGUUGUACAACGGCAAUGGGAUGCUGUCAGUUUCUUUCUACCACAAAUCAUUCAAAAGUCAACAGCUUUCUUACGGAUACCCGAUCAGACAUCGGAGAGCGUAGCAGAAAUCUUAUUAUCAUUGAUGCUUUUGGAUGGUCAAGUAUACCUCGGCACCAUGGAGCAACUCCUUGAGAUACGCAUGGCAGCUAUCAACGACAUGGUCAGCAGUAAAGAGCAUCGUUUGCCCUAUCAGCUCAAAGAGAUCAUUCAGCUUGUACAACGCACUCUCGUUCAUGUCUAUGAGAUCUAUCUACAACGGCCACUUCUUGUGAAUUGUGUCGAGCAGCUGCAGGAUAAUUUCAUGAUGGGCUCUUCUUCAUCCUCGACCUUACCAGCCAUUACGCGUGUCUUUGCACCAAGCACUAACGUCCACUUGUUGAUGCGAUAUCUUCCAGAAAACGUGCAAAGUUAUACACCUCAGCUUGAAACUGGUCAGCCAUUACUGCCUGGUGAUAUUCGACAAUUUGCUCAAGCUUGGAUUCAAAACGUGGAAGAAUUACUCGAGGGCCAUCUUGAUACGAUGCUGGAGCAAGCCGACACACAUCAGACAUUGAUUCAAAUACGAUCACGUGUAUGGGACUUGCUUGAAACAGCUGAAUCCAAUCAUCGUCGCAGUGGAAUCAUUUUGGAAACCAAGGGUGCAUCUUGGAAGGAGACGUGUGAAGGACUUUUGGAACGGCCUUACUCUCUCUGGGACAACAUGCUGCGAGAUCCUUUCAAUAGACAUGCAAAGAAGUUGAUUGAUACUCGUUGUCAAGCAUUGGCGAAGCAACCACAUACAUUGAUCUCAAAGCGGAUACAAGCCAAAGAAGCAUGUCCUGUGGCUCUUGAUACGACGACACUUCCAUUGCCCACCUCUUCUUCCUCCGAUGCCAUUCAAACGUUUAUCAAGUCUCUCACAGACGCAUCCCAAGGCCGUCAUCGUUUGAUUAAAGAGACUCAAGCUGCAUUUGACGACGCCUUACAAGCCAUGCGAGGCGAUGUUGAACAUCACAUGACUUUCAGUGAUAAGCACAGCUUCCAAUGCAAAACGGACACCGCUUCCAUCAAGGAGUACUUUGAAAGUAGCUGUGCCAAUGCCAUAUCUGAAUACACCUCAGGAUUACGAAAACUACUGGAUGAGCUGCAUAGUUGGACAGAUGAGAAAGCAGCAAAUGACAUGGGGAUCUUUAUUGGACGUCUGGCAAAUGCAAUUGCAAUUUCAUCCAAGGAGCUGCCCCGUGCCUUGACAUUGAGCAGGCCAUCAACACAUGGGACCCUGGAGUUACGAAGCGGGAUUGAUAAGGACCCAAGGGUGAAAAAGCUUCAAGAAGAGCUCAUCGCUACAUAUCACCAAGCUCACGAUUCAUGGAUCAACAUGGUAUCCAGCAAAUUUGGACAUGCGCUUCAAAAGGGAUUAUCUGAAAACCAAUGGAAUGAUCAAUGUGCAGCAGCGCUCUUGUGGAGUAAUGUUGGAGAUGAUGUGCAUUUGCCGAUCCAAGCUACCAAUGGUGUCGAGCGUGCAGUGUACCAAGUAUGUCAAGAAUUACGGCGGGUCAAUAGUACUAUGUUGGAUAAGACAAUUAUGCAAGCUCUCAAGAAAAAGCUUACUGAAACCAUGACUUCCACGUUCCGAUCUUUCAAACCCGAGUUGACCGAAAAGGGUGCCAUCCAAUUGAUAUUUGACAUGUACUUUGCAAACCUGGUACUUCAAGAUGGCAUUGUUACCGAGGAAAUGAAGCAAUGCAUUGAAAACACAAAGGAACAUAUUGAUCCAAUCAACUGGGCCACUUUUGAACCUCACUUUCUACCAAGCGUUGAACGCUUCUGUUUGAAACAGACCUUGAUUUUGGGUAUAUUGACACGACCUAAUCGGGAAACCUAUGAACGGACACGAAAGACAACAGCUACCUCCAAUCAGCAACAUAAUGUCGUCCCCUUGGCACCACAAGCACCUCGCUUCACACUUUUACCCAUCGGCCACUUGUCACUGAGAGCUUAG
This is a messenger RNA of Lichtheimia ornata, 2532 nucleotides long. RefSeq lists its product as uncharacterized. NCBI's taxonomy places the organism in Eukaryota, Fungi, Mucoromycota, Mucoromycetes, Mucorales, Lichtheimiaceae. Gene Ontology annotation, biological process: intra-Golgi vesicle-mediated transport. Bases 1 to 2532 code for a protein of 843 amino acids. The record is from RefSeq and is a predicted model, not a curated record. The transcript has 16 exons. Gene Ontology annotation, cellular component: COG complex; Golgi apparatus.